This is a messenger RNA of Cryptosporidium muris RN66, 1404 nucleotides long. RefSeq lists its product as uncharacterized. The record is from RefSeq and is a predicted model, not a curated record. NCBI's taxonomy places the organism in Eukaryota, Apicomplexa, Conoidasida, Eucoccidiorida, Cryptosporidiidae. The transcript has 2 exons. Bases 1 to 1404 code for a protein of 467 amino acids.
AUGGAUAACUUAGAAUUUGCAGAUGCAAUAAUUAUACAGAAAAGUAGAGAAACUCAACUACAACAAUUCACUCGAGAUCUAAAUGAAUACUUCACAUUAAUGGAUAUUAAGGAUAAUGAGUAUUAUUCAUUAUCAGAUAUUAUAAAUAAAAUCCGUAAAUCUGGAAUACCUUUCAGUACUGAGAUGAUGAAAAAAAUUUUCUUAUCUGUGAAUAUGACUCAUCCUGAUAGUUGUAAUGGUAAACAACUUAAAGAGAGUUAUAUUAAACGUCGAUGGGAGCUUCAAACAAUGUUGGAUACUUGUAAUAAGGAAUUCGAGGCAUUAGAACAACUUAGACACCAAGCAGAACAUAACCUAAGAAGAUAUGAAACUGAGGAAAACAAAUAUUAUUCUCAAGAAAGCAAAUUAACUAUACAAAUUGUAAGCUUUGAGCCAAUAUAUAUGAUUAAUAUGGAGACUCAAUAUAAGAUAAAUUUGGAAUGUCAAGAGCAAGUUAUUGAUACACAAUGGAAAAGUAUUGAAGAUGAGAAUACUAUAUUUUGGAAUGAACUUUUUAGUUUUGAAAUUAGUCAAACAAGUGAUUUAGAAUCUUGUGACUUAAUUAUUAGAUUAUUUAACUUUUAUAAUGAUUGUAUAGCUAAAACUAACAUUAUUAUUGAAGACUUGGCAGAUCAAAGGAGACAUGAGAUUAAAAAAGACAUGUAUAGCAUUAGUGGAGAUGAAAUAGUUGGUAGCUUAUUAGUAUCAUGUCAAUGGUUAUACUCAAGAUAUAUUUUAUACAAAAGCUAUGUAAGAGAAUUCAAACAAAAACGUGAUCAAAAGUUGAAUGAUAUGUUGAUAUAUCAGCAAGAAUUGAAAUUAUUAGAUGAACCAUUUCUAUCUAAAGAUAGUAGUGAAAACUUAAGCUUUUAUAUUGAUGCUAUUCCUGAAUAUAUUGCUGAUCAAAUUGAUGUUAUUCUUACUCAACUUAAGAUUAAUCAUCCUACAAUUUUAUACAAGUAUAUUAUAUUUAUAUCCUUCUGCCUUCAAUGGAUUGCAAGUGCAACUAGAUCUUGUUUUCUAGAUAGUUUAAUUACAAGUUACAUAUUUUGGUGUGAUUUAGGGACAGAUAACUAUAAUUCUACAAGAUGGAAUAAAACAAAUUUUCAGUAUAUACUCUUCAGUAUUCUUGCAUCGUUAAUCUUGGAUGUAGUUUGGAUGAUUAUGUACUUUCCUGCCUGGAAUAUAAGCUCAGAAGAAAGUGACUUAAGAAAUUUCUCGAAAAUAUUCACAUUCUUUAACUUCAUGUGGAAGAUAGUCAUAUUUCUUGUUAUUUGGAAGUCUAGACAUGACUUUAUAAAGUAUUUGGAAUACAAAGAAAGUUUAUUAAGGAAAAAACGAAGAAAUAUCCUACUUUCAAACUAG